GGCACUGCUCUAUAUACAUUUUAUCAGCUUGCACAACAACUAAAAAAUUUUAGAGCCAUCGCCAGCAAUGACGCAGUCUUUGAUCCAAAGUAGGAUCUAGGCAUUGGAGUACCUCUGUGUGUCCACGACAAGUACAUAGGCAAAAAAACAAGCAGAUUGGAACAAGUUUUUAACGAUGACAAAACAGGACACAAGGGAUACCAAAAGAACCUCCAAAUGGUUCCCCUCGCAUGCAACGACGAUGGCAAGAAAAGAUAAUACCAAAGACAAAGAUGAUCCCGAGGAAUCAGAGAUUUCGAUGCACCACCGCGAAGCGCAAAUAUAUAUGAGCACCUGACAACUGACACUGAUGGUAUCACCAGAUCAUCACAUCAGUAUCUGCCAUGGCCGUCUUUGGAGCUCCGGUGCUCGUCGCCGUCGCCCUGGCAUGCGCGGGCCUCCUGUGGCUUCGGUCACGGAUCAGCUCGUCCAAGGAGAUGAGGGACAUCCCGGGCACGAUGGGUUGGCCGGUGAUCGGCGAGACUUUCUCCUUCAUCUCCGACUUCUCGAGCCCCGCGGGGAUCCUGAGCUUCAUGCGCGACCGGCAGCGGCGGUUCGGCAAGGUGUUCAAGACGUACGUGCUGGGGCGGAUCACGGUGUUCAUGACGGGGAGGGACGCCGCCAAGAUCCUGCUGUCGGGCAAGGACGGCGUCGUCAGCCUCAACCUCUUCUACACGGGCAAGCAGGUCCUGGGCCCCACCAGCCUGCUCACCACCAACGGCGACGAGCACAAGAAGCUGCGCCGCCUCAUCGGCGAGCCGCUCUCCAUCGACGCGCUCAAGAAGUACUUGGGGUUCAUCAACGACCUCGCCGUCCAGACGCUCGACACGUGGCACGGACGCAGCAGGGUCCUCGUGCUGGAGGAGGCCUCGUCGUUCACGCUCAAGGUGAUCGCCAACAUGCUGGUGAGCUUGGAGCCGGAGGGUGAGGAGCAGGAGAAGUUCCGGGCAAACUUCAAGGUGAUCUCGUCGUCGUUCGCGUCGCUGCCGCUCAAGCUCCCCGGCACGGCGUUCCACCGGGGACUCAAGGCCAGGAACCGGAUGUACGCGAUGCUGGACUCGGUGAUCGCGAGGCGGCGGAUCAGGGACGGCGGCGGCGAGGCCCCGAGCGACUUCCUGCAGACGCUGCUGCGGAAGCACGCCGGCGACGAGGCCGACAAGCUCACGGACGCGCAGCUCAAGGACAACAUCCUCACCCUGCUCGUCGCCGGCCACGACACCACCACGGCGGGCCUCACCUGGCUCGUCAAGUUCCUCGGGGAGAACCCCGACGUCCUGGCAAAGCUACGGGAGGAGCACCUGGAGAUCAAGGAGAGGCUCAACGGCUCGUCGCGUCUCAGCUGGUCUGAUGUCAACAACAUGCCUUACACAAACAAAGUGAUGAACGAGACCCUGAGGAGAGCAACCAUCCUGCCAUGGUUCUCAAGGAAAGCCGCGCAGGACUUCAGCAUCGACGGGUACGAGAUCAAGAAGGGGACGUCGGUGAACCUGGACGUGGUGUCCAUCCACCACGACCCGUCCGUCUUCGCCGACCCAGAGCGCUUCAAUCCCAACAGAUUCGACGAAACGCUCAAGCCGUACAGCUUCCUGGGGUUCGGGAGCGGGCCGCGGAUGUGCCCCGGGAUGAGCCUGGCAAAGCUGGAGAUCUGUGUCUUCGUCCACCACCUUGUCUGCCGGUACAGCUGGAAACCGCUGGAGAACGACGACACGGUGCAGCCGACGCUGGUGCGGAUGCCCAAGAACAAGUACCCCAUCAUACCAACCGCGCUCUAA
Molecule: messenger RNA, 1811 nt
Organism: Sorghum bicolor (sorghum)
Lineage: Eukaryota; Viridiplantae; Streptophyta; Magnoliopsida; Poales; Poaceae
Product: abscisic acid 8'-hydroxylase 3
Exons: 7
Coding region: 384-1811 (475 amino acids)
Biological process (GO): brassinosteroid biosynthetic process; sterol metabolic process; brassinosteroid homeostasis
Molecular function (GO): oxidoreductase activity, acting on paired donors, with incorporation or reduction of molecular oxygen; iron ion binding; heme binding
Source: RefSeq, a predicted model, not a curated record